Messenger RNA from Mixia osmundae IAM 14324, 593 nucleotides. RefSeq lists its product as uncharacterized. Bases 158 to 514 code for a protein of 118 amino acids. The record is from RefSeq and is a predicted model, not a curated record. The transcript is spliced from 2 exons. Lineage: Eukaryota; Fungi; Basidiomycota; Mixiomycetes; Mixiales; Mixiaceae.
UUGCUUUCGGCCUCGGCCUAAUUGCGUGAUGCGUAGUGGCCAGCUUUGCCGGACAAAGCGUAGUUGAUCAGAGGGCGUAGCCGCCUCGUAGAAUGGAUAUAACGAUUUCUGCAUCCUCUGCGAAGAGAACAAGAGAAGGCAGAGCAGCUUACCCGGGAUGAGGUGGCUCAGGAGUAGCCCAUGCAUCUGCGGCACCGAAAGAUCAGCAGCCGAUCGACAUUGCUUGCAGAGGCAGAGUCAGCGCGUCAUGCGGAGUGUCGACAGAGCGCUGCAUGAGCAAGCACGUCCGACAAACUUUAAAUGUAAUGCCAUCAUUCGGCAAGGGCAUGAGAGGGAUCCGACUCACGGCGGUAGCCUGUCAUCCUUGGAAAAGCACGUCAGUCUUUAUUCGACGGAUAUCGUGGGAUGUACGACGUCUCCCAUUCCUUUUUGCUUCUCAUCAAGAGAGAGAGUGAAGAGGAGUCUGCGAACGUCGACGUACAUGCAUUUGCGGGUGUACAUAUUGAUCGGAUAGCAAUGAUCUGUCGACGAUGCAAGGGUCAGCCUGAGCCCUCGCGCGUACUGCCACAGGCAGGAAGAGGAGGUGUCAGAUA